AUGAAUUCUUCUUUUUCUCAGAAAUUUUUUCGUACCUUUGGUCAAAAACGAUUUUACUACAGGCCUUGGAUAAGAAUAGAAAAUGUUCGACCGACGCCUUUGUGGAAACCAAUAACUUUUGCAGUUGGAACAGGAUCAGCUACCUUUUACGUAGCGCAAUACUUGGACAAGCAAAAACAGCCCAGUGCAUGGAGUUCACGAAGUCUUAUUGAUCGUAGAUCAAAUCGAAGCGUCAUUUAUUCAAUUAUAGGUAUAAACGUGGGUAUAUUCGCUUUAUGGAGAAUCCCUGCAUUUCACAGAGCCCUUGAAAAAUACGCUGUAAUGAACCCAACUUUCGUAAACUUACCCUCUAUUAUUGUAUCCGCGUUUAGCCAUCAAUCGGGUUGGCAUCUACUUUUCAAUAUGAUGGCCUUCUAUUCUUUUGCUCCAGCAAUCCUUGAUGUUUUUGGAAAAAAUCAAUUUAUUGCAUUCUAUACUUCGUCAAUACUGUUCUCUAACUUAGCUUCGUUACUCCAUAAUCGUUUUCGCUACGGCGUUAGGGCGCACCCAGGAUCCCUAGGUGCUAGUGGAGCCGUAUACGCUAUUGCUGCUGCCACAGCAUAUUUUUUCCCAAAUGCUUCUGUCUCCAUUAUUUUCCUCCCUUUUAUUCCUAUCAAAAUUGGUGUAGCACUGCUGGGUUUAAUGGCCUUUGAUACGUGGGGCCUUGUUUCUAGAAGAUUUGCCCAAUACACCUUUUUUGAUCAUGCAGCUCAUUUAGGAGGAGGCGUUUUUGGUUGGAUUUACGCAAAGUAUGGUUACUCUGCUUAUAAUCGCUCAGUCCAUCCUCGUCCACCCCCUUCUUCUAGACACUCCUUUUCUAAAGUUAUAUCCUUUUAA
Messenger RNA from Schizosaccharomyces octosporus yFS286, 876 nucleotides. Its product is annotated as rhomboid protease. The transcript has a single exon. Bases 1 to 876 code for a protein of 291 amino acids. Gene Ontology annotation, molecular function: serine-type endopeptidase activity. The record is from RefSeq and is a predicted model, not a curated record. Gene Ontology annotation, cellular component: membrane. Lineage: Eukaryota; Fungi; Ascomycota; Schizosaccharomycetes; Schizosaccharomycetales; Schizosaccharomycetaceae.